GCGCCGAGAAGUUGCCCGCUGCCAAGUUUGCUGUUCCUGCUGCUGCCGCGAGCCAAGGAAGCCCGGGCACUCUCCGGGACUUCUGCUCACCGCCUUCCAGUCUCCUGCAGAGUUCUUCCCGGCUGGGCCUGUAGUUGUGAAGCCUUUUUUUCCGUCUUUUCACAACCACAAAAACCACUAGCUGCUGAGGCUCCAAAGAGAUCAAGAUGUGGACGGCGCCGGUGUUGUUCUGGGUUUUGGGGAGCGCGUGGUGCUGGCACUUUGCGCAGGGAGCACCCGUAGGUGGACUAGAAGAUGAUAUUGUGACCCCAGGUCCAGGAGGUGGCAUGGUGAGACCAGGUCUGGAAGACAGAAUAGCAACCACGGGUACUACUGGAGGACUGAAUGAAUCUACUGGAAAGGUACCAACACACACAGACACUCCCUUUGAGGACCUGCCAACCCCAGAAAUCCCAGACCACGAUCACGAAGAACAUAAGAGUACAACCACUGUCAAAAUGGUGACGAGCCAUUCUGUGGAUCAGUCAACAAGUCACCCCAACAAAGAUAGCACAGCUGACGAAACAGAGACCACAGAUAAGAGAGAUGGCUUGGCAGUAGUGACCCUGAUUGGAAUCAUAAUUGGCGUCCUGUUAGCCAUCGGCUUCGUUGGAGGGAUCAUCAUUGUGGUUAUGAGGAAAGUUUCUGGAAGGUUCUCGCCCUAAAGAGCUGAACAGAUCAGGUUGUUCUCCCAACAUAUCUGAAAAUAAGGGCGCUUCCAGCGUCCCCUGUUCCCCAUCUUCUGCUUGUGGAGGAAGAUGACCCAUGGAAUGCCCACCCCACUCACAGCCAUGGUGACUCCUCCGCUUGCCGAAGUACCAAAAGGAAAGAUACAUGACAAGCCACGGCCCCUCGAGCAUAUGCCUUUGGAAAACAAACAUUCUUAAUAUAAAUUUUAUAAUAAAUGAUUCAAAAUACAACAUGCGUGGAAAAUGAAGCGAAGCUACGUAAACUGACUUGUUAACCAAGACAGCAUCACCAGUUGACCUUAGCAAUUGUAACCAUGGCUUCAUCCUGGCCAUUCCCUGCUACUGCUGGGAUGCAAAGGAAUCUGGAAACGUUUAUUGAAUUUGCAGAGCCGUUGACUCAGUGUUACUUACGUCAAAGAGGCACGGGCCUGCUGAUAUGUACACAUUCCAGCCUGGAUUUGGGGGGGGUGUCUGUUUAAAUAUGUUUGAGUCAUCGAGCUGCAAGUGUAAAUUUAUAAUCAGGCAUGGUGAGCAGCCCCUUAAGGGAGCCUGGUGGACCGUUUCAGAAGCAUCCAUUGUGGCUUCAGGUCCAGGAGGGUACUUUGCAGUUCUCUAAACCAUCUCUAAGCCAUGGUGACUUGAGGAGUCAUGUCCUCACCUCCCUACACGCAAACCUUUGGAUGAUUUGAUUCUUUCCGUACUGUGAAGGCCUUAUUCCAGAUGUUGAGAAAGUUCUUGGAUGUCACAGGAUGCCAGAGGCUCAGCAGCUGUAGAACCAAGCAGGGAACUUGAUCCUUAAGCACAAGAGACUCCUGUGUGUGUUUGGUAUAGAAGAUAAACUGACCAGUUUCUAACAUCUGCCUUCUGUUUCUGAAGAAAGACAGGGAAAGCAAAAAGAAUAGUUGCUCUUAUGUGGAUGGGUGUAAAGGUCUGAGUUUAAAAUAAAAGAUACUUCUAGUCUUCGUGA
Messenger RNA from Alexandromys fortis (reed vole), 1695 nucleotides. RefSeq names its product podoplanin (gene Pdpn). Gene Ontology annotation, molecular function: signaling receptor binding; chemokine binding; protein-folding chaperone binding. Gene Ontology annotation, biological process: Rho protein signal transduction; cell-cell adhesion; positive regulation of extracellular matrix disassembly. The coding region runs from base 207 to 704 and encodes 165 amino acids. NCBI's taxonomy places the organism in Eukaryota, Metazoa, Chordata, Mammalia, Rodentia, Cricetidae. Gene Ontology annotation, cellular component: lamellipodium; basolateral plasma membrane; apical plasma membrane. The transcript is spliced from 6 exons. The record is from RefSeq and is a predicted model, not a curated record.